AUGGGCAAGCCUUUGAUUUACGUCGUCUACUACAGCGUGUAUGGACAUGUUCGUACACUCGCAAAGCAGAGUGCCGAGGCAAUCAACAAGAGUGGCCAUGCAACUGCCCAAUUGUUCAAAGUUCAAGAAACUUUGCCCCCUGCUGUUCUCGAAAAGAUUCAUGCUCAGAAAUUCGAUGAUCCGGUAUUGAACCCAAUGGACUUGCCCAAAGCUGACGGGUUCUUGUUUGGGUUCCCAACACGAUAUGGAGCUCCUGCUGGCCAAAUGAAGUCUUUCUGGGACGGAACAGGUGCUCUCUUUGCAAAGGGAUCUCUUGCUGGUAAGAUGGGAGGUGCCUUUACAUCUACCGGCAGUCAACAUGGAGGUCAAGAAACCACAAUUGCAAACUUCAUCUCUCACUACACUCAUCAUGGAGUGAUUUACGUUCCUAUUGGCUACACAUCCAACAUUUUGAAUGAUAACAGUGAAUUGAUUGGUGGUUCUCCAUGGGGUGCAGGAACGAUUUCAGGCGGUGACGGCUCUCGCAAAGUCUCUGAAAAGGAACUUGAACUCGCUGCUCAUCAAGGCCGAUACUUUGCUGAAAUUCUCAGCAAGUACCAUAAUGGAAAAGCCAGUCUUUGA
Messenger RNA from Synchytrium microbalum, 621 nucleotides. RefSeq names its product NAD(P)H dehydrogenase (quinone). Bases 1 to 621 code for a protein of 206 amino acids. Gene Ontology annotation, molecular function: NAD(P)H dehydrogenase (quinone) activity; FMN binding. The transcript is spliced from 8 exons. NCBI's taxonomy places the organism in Eukaryota, Fungi, Chytridiomycota, Chytridiomycetes, Synchytriales, Synchytriaceae. The record is from RefSeq and is a predicted model, not a curated record.